CCCCCGGUCGGCAGUGACGUGUUCGGCGUGGAAGGAAGAGGACGUGCUUGAUCCGCAGCCAUGGCCGAUUUAUUCAGGAAUUUAACCCUUCUGCUCAUGACGGAGAAAUGUUUCGACAAAUUCUUCGUCGAAAAUGAGUUCCUGGAUGGUCCCUGUCUGGCUGCGCUCAUCAGCACCUGCCUGGGAUAUGGCAUCACCCUGGGGGCCAUGAUGGUCAAACUCCCGCAGAUCAUCAAAAUUGUCGUUGCCAAGAGCGGAGAGGGAAUCAGCGUGGUGGGGACGAGCCUCGAGCUUUUGGCUGCAAUGAUCACCACUUCGUAUAACUUCCUCAAGGCCCACGCAUUCAGCUCAUAUGGUGACAGUUACUUCAUAACACUUCAGAACUCAAUUAUUGGCUUCCUAGUGUAUUACUACAGUAGCUCAGCACUUCCAGCUGUCCUCUACCUGACCGCUGCCCUCUCGACCACAGCCUUGCUCUGCUAUGGGAUGGUACCCCUCAGCCUUCUUUGGUAUCUUCAGGCUAUGAACAUCCCUAUGGUAUUUGCUGGAAAGAUGGUCCAGGCCGUAUCCAACUACAAGAAUGGCAGUACAGGUCAGCUGUCUGUGGUGACUGUCUGCCUACUGUUCUUUGGCUCAGCCACAAGGAUCUUCACUUCCAUCCAGGACACAGGUGACCAGGUCAUGAUCAUCCAGUACUGCGUAGCCACCUUGGCCAACUUCAUCCUACUGGCACAGAUCUACAUUUACUGGGACGUUCCUGCUGCCAAAAAGGGGGGCAGGAAGAAGGACCGCUCGGGAAGCAAUAAGAAGAAGCAGUAGAAGCAAGAAGUGUGUGUGGAGGUUGUACAUGUGGUUUACUCUCUGGAUUCAGGUUACUACAGUGUGCUUGUGGGUGUCGACGUGAGUGCUAGGCGACAAGGCCUGUGUACAUAACGUUUAUAGUAACAACUGUACAUGAAUUAUCAGUUGAUUUCAAAUUGGAUUUUUUUUUUUUUUUUUUUUUUUUUUUUUUUUCUUUUUCUUUUUCUUUAUAAUGUUAUUGUCACAAAAUUAGUAAAUGAAUUUUGCAGUUUGUUUUUAUUAUAUAUUGAGUUGAUAAUUGUUGUUGGACAUUGAUUGUCUCGUAAAGUCAAUGAAAGUGAUGUAAAUAUAAUUGUUAUUUAUGUUGUAUGUAUGCUAUGUGACUUGGUUAUUUGAGAAUUGUUCUUCAACUUCCAUUGUUCUUCCUUCGUGUCAUGUUUGUCAUAGAAAUGAUUUUUUCUAUACAUGUCCUGUUGGUGUCUACAAAAGACAUUAUUUUUCUCCUAUGUGUUGCUGUGUCUACAUUCCUUUGGUCCCUCUUAUAGAAAGAGGGAAUUAAAACUUUGUUUUUUUAA
Molecule: messenger RNA, 1376 nt
Organism: Penaeus chinensis
Lineage: Eukaryota; Metazoa; Arthropoda; Malacostraca; Decapoda; Penaeidae
Product: mannose-P-dolichol utilization defect 1 protein homolog
Exons: 4
Coding region: 61-819 (252 amino acids)
Biological process (GO): oligosaccharide biosynthetic process
Source: RefSeq, a predicted model, not a curated record